Schistocerca nitens (vagrant locust) is the source of this 1383-nucleotide messenger RNA. RefSeq names its product O-acyltransferase like protein-like. The record is from RefSeq and is a predicted model, not a curated record. Gene Ontology annotation, molecular function: acyltransferase activity, transferring groups other than amino-acyl groups. Bases 1 to 1383 code for a protein of 460 amino acids. The transcript has 9 exons. Lineage: Eukaryota; Metazoa; Arthropoda; Insecta; Orthoptera; Acrididae.
AUGUGGACAGACAGUGAACCAGGGAGCGGCUGUCUGCUUGCAGCGUGGGUGUCGCUGAGCGUGCAGAGCGGCUGGCGGCAGCUGUGGGCGCUGCGGGCGCCCGCGGGCUCGGUGUCCUGCCUGGAGGCGCUGCGGCUGCUCAGCACGCUGUGGGUGGUGACGCUGCACAAGAUGAUCAUCGAGGCGCAGCAGCCGGCCGCCAACAAGACCGCCGCCGCGAAGUUUGUGGAGGACAUCGUGGUGACGCCGAUCAUGAACGGGAUAUCGUCGGUGGACACGUUCCUGAUGAUCAGCGGCUUCCUGCGCUGCCGGAACAUGCUCAAGGAGCUGGACGAGGGACGGUUCAGCUACUGGCGCUCCCUGCUGCAGAGGCUCAUCAGGCUGGUGCCGGCGUACGUGGCGGUGGUGGCGGUGUACGCGACGCUGCUGGAGCGCGCGGGGGCGGGCCCCCUGUGGCGGCAGACCAUGGGGCCGCAGGCGGACUGGUGCCGCCGCCACUGGUACCUCAACCUGCUCUUCCUCAACAACUACGUCGCCACCGAGGAGAUCUGCGUGGCGCAGUCGUGGUACCUGUCGGCGGACAUGCAGCUGUUCGUGGCGGCGCCGCUGCUCGUGUGGCCCCUCCACUGGUGGCGCAGGGCGGGCCCGGCGCUGCUGGCCGCCCUCCUCCUCCUCUCCGUGGCGCUGCCCGCCGCCACCACUCUGCUGCUGUGCGACUGCCCCGCGCUCAUCGGGCUCGCCACCAGCGACGAUGCGUCCCUGCGGUACGCACGGUACGUUUACUUCCCCACGCACAACAGAAUGGCGCCAUACCUGGUGGGAAUCGGGCUCGCCUACGUCAUGCACAGGGGAUACUUCACCAAAAUCAACAAGACGGCGUCGCUGGUGUGCUGGGCGGCUAGCCUGGGCACGCUGGGUGCGGUGGUGCUGGGCCCGCGCCGCAUGCUGUCGGCCAGCUUCCGGCUCGAGUCGGCGCUGCCCGAGGUGGUCGCCUACGCCGGGCUGCACAGUAUUAAGUGUUUUCAGAUCAGUGUAGCAAAUAUUCUAGGUCUUUAUGGUACUAAAUGGUGGAUCGGCACGGCGCUGGAGGCUCCGGUGCUGCGGCCGUGGUCGCGCCUCUGCUACUCGGUGUACCUGACCCACCUGGCAGUGCUGCUGGUGCAGCAGGGAUCCAUGCGUGUCGCGCCAGCGCUGGACAAGGCCGCCUUCGUGCACGGCCUGGUGGGGGACCUGGCGGCGUCGGCGCUGGUGUCGGCGGCGCUCUACCUGCUGCUGGAGGCGCCCUGCCUCGGCCUGGGCCGCGCGCUGCUGCGACGCCUCGGGCGACGCCCUGCAGCGCCGCGGCGCCCCAGCCAGCCCGCCACCUGCGUCACGGCCGCCUGA